This is a messenger RNA of Mytilus trossulus (common blue mussel), 2065 nucleotides long. RefSeq names its product tripartite motif-containing protein 59-like. Lineage: Eukaryota; Metazoa; Mollusca; Bivalvia; Mytilida; Mytilidae. Bases 63 to 2018 code for a protein of 651 amino acids. The record is from RefSeq and is a predicted model, not a curated record. The transcript has a single exon. Gene Ontology annotation, molecular function: zinc ion binding.
UAUCUUUUAAAUGUAUUCGAAGUCGUAUCUGUAGGAUAUUAUGAAUUUGAUAUAUUGAAAAGAUGGGUGUAAAACUUAAACGACGGGAUAUAGUAAAAUUAGUGACUUGUAAGAUAUGUGAACGCUCAAUGACUAAACCGAAAUGUUUGAAUUGUAUGCAUUCAUUUUGUGAGCCGUGUUUAUCCGCAUAUAUCAUAAAGCUAGUAGAGAGCGAGGGUAAAUCUUUACAAUGUUUUAAAUGUCCGUCUUGCCAAGCAGAUAAUAAAAUUCCUGAUACGUCAUUGCCAAUCGAAUCUUGGGUACGUUUAUUUUCACCAAGUGCAAUCGUUACUUUUCUCUUGGAGAAAAUGUCUUUGGAAAAUUCUCAGAAGUGUGAUCCUUGUAAGCGAGGUGACAUCAUGCUGGAUGCUACGUCAUGGUGCAAAGAUUGCGGUGAAGCUCUGUGUGAGAACUGUGCAAGUUAUCACACUAAAGUCAAAAUGCUGAUGGAUCAUACAAUUGUUACAUUAGACGAAAUGCGAAAGCAACCUAAACAGAUUACCGACACUGGCGAGUUGUGCUCCCAACAUGGAGGAAAAUACGUGGAAGCGUUUUGUGACGACCAUGAUGCUAUAUGCUGCGUCGAGUGCAUUACAGAAAAUCACAGGCAGUGCAAAACGGUCCGUACUUUAGAACAAGCUUCUCUUGGUAUCAAAACAAAAUUGGACCCGUUAGUUUUUAGAAUGAAUGAAUUAGAAAAACAAGCUGUUUCCGUUGUUGAAGACAGAAAAACCAACAUGGACGACAUUUUGAAACAAAAGGAAGACAUUCUUACUGAAGUAAAUAAAACAAGGACAGACAUGCAAAGUUACUUUGAAACACUAGAAACAAAACUGAAAGAAGAAAUAACACAAACACACGAGUCGUUGUCCGAAGAACUUCAAUUACAGGCUCAAAAUUUCGAACAUAUAUUUAACAAUUGCGAUAAUGGAAAAAGAGUUCUUACUGCCUCCGUAGAUUAUGGAUCUGACAGAGAUAUCUUCCUAACUGCUUUUAAACUCAGAAAACAAUGUGAACGUCAUGAAAUUUACAUCAGAUCACAAAGUGAGAACAUUUUACGCCAUGACUAUAGCUUACAUAUGAAUGAAAUCAUCAAAACCUUCACGGAUCAAAUUAAAAGCAUGGGAAACGUAUCAAUAGAACAAAAACCAACCAACAUAGUACCUUCAUUCUACAAAGAUAUGCAUGUUUCAGUUGUAGCAAACAUGUCGGGUAAAUCUUGGUCUGAUACUGGCCAUUGUUGGUUUACCGGUGGAAUAUUCUUACAAGGUGGUUUAAUCGUAAUGGCGGAUUACCGCAACCGGAAGUUAAAGUGCUUCAAUACGACUUAUACGAUGACAAAUGAGUUAGUUCUAGAGGACAAUCCAUGGGACGUGUGUUUUCUAGAAAGUGAUGAUUUAGAAGGUGACACUAUGCUGGUAACAUUUCCAAAUGAUUCAAAUGCAAAAGUCGUGAAGAUAGAUAGUGGAGGGAAGAUGGUUCUACAAGAUGACGAGUAUGAAAUUGGCAGUGGUGGACAUGGCUUACACAGAAAUGGGGAUCGGAUAUAUAUAGCUUGUUCAAAUGAGAUUAGGAUGCUAAGUUUGAAAACAAAAUCUAUUUCGACUAUGCCUGUGGGAAAUCGAGGAGCGAGAUAUGUGCUUAGUACAAAGGCAUCAAGCAUUUGUUAUUCUACAAAGGCAUCCGUCACAUGUCAUGAUAAGAAAGGACAAGAAAUAUUUCGAUAUAAAGACCCGGAACUUCGUUCUCCACGUGGUAUAGCAGAAGACGCAGAGGGAAAUAUUUAUGUUUGUGGAAUUGAUUCAAAUAAUGUGCACCAGCUACUUCCAGACGGUACAUUUGUCAAAAUUGCCCUGUCUGGCAAGGAUGAUAUAAACAAUCCGUAUGCCAUUCUAUUCCAACAAGACAGCACACGAUUUAUUGUUACUCAAAUGGACUCCGAUAUAGUCAAAGUUUACGAACUUAUCACUAUGUGGUAGACAUACUUCAGUAUAUGAUACGAUUGUGCGUAAAUCGUUUUUCGAUG